This is a messenger RNA of Cottoperca gobio, 3202 nucleotides long. It is a transcript of the gene cfap221, whose product is annotated as cilia and flagella associated protein 221. The transcript is spliced from 25 exons. The record is from RefSeq and is a predicted model, not a curated record. Gene Ontology annotation, cellular component: 9+2 motile cilium. Lineage: Eukaryota; Metazoa; Chordata; Actinopteri; Perciformes; Bovichtidae. The coding region runs from base 279 to 2804 and encodes 841 amino acids. Gene Ontology annotation, biological process: motile cilium assembly; cilium movement.
UUUUGAAGGUGGAAUGGCUGGUUUUUGGGUCUUAUUUUGGGCCAUUGAUUUUAAUGGGAUAAAUUGGUCCCGCCCCUUCAGGGCACGAGCGUCACUAUGGCAACAGCAGUGUUUGAGAGUGGGGUCCUUUCCCUCAACAGCGACAGCUAAAUGCUCCUGGGAGGAAAAAUAAGCGGAAUAUGUAUGUUUUUAUCUCAACAACUAAUUGCAAGACAUUGUCUAAAACUUAACCUUCUGUCGUUUCUCUCAUGAUGAGCCAGAACUGACCUUUUGCCAGGAUGGAGGUGGCCCUCUCUGCCCCACAGAUACUGUCGGAGCCCCUCAGGAGCGGGACCCCUCGGCCUCUGAGCCAGCUGGUGGAGGAGAGCAGGAGCAGAGCCAACAUUCCCAAUCAUCUACUGGAAUCAAAAAUCUAUGCCAAACUGAAAAGCAACAGCCUGAUCCAAGCAGAUCCCCCGGAGUUGCACUUCAGUGGGUUUGAUCUGGGGAAGGAUUGCAUAAAGAUUCUGAAACUAAUCAACAUCUCAUCUGAAGUCGUGAUUAUUCAUAUCAUUCCCACUCAAACCAAACACUUCAAAACAACUUAUACCAAAAAGUAUCGACUCAUCCCGGGGCUCGCCUACACACUGAAGGUCAGGCUGUGUCCCGACGAGUGGCGUUACUUCUAUGACUCUAUUCGGGUUCACUGCAAGGGGGAGGAGAACCUGUUAAUUCCAGUUCAUGCUUACCCCGUCAUCGAUGACCUGCGCAUCCCUCCUCAUAUCGACCUGUCAGCCGUACCACUUGGACAUAGUGUUUGUCAUGCUAUUCCUCUGAGAUGCAGCUGCCCCAUUGACUUUGAGUUCCAGGUGCACGUUAUUCAGCCCCAUGAGGCCUUCGCCAUCCUUCCCCUUACAGGUGUGAUACCAGCCAAUGGUGAAGAGAAGAUCAUUGUGACCUUUAGGCCGUUCCAAUAUGAGACUUGUCAGGUCACCAUCCAGCUGAUCAUCUCGCAGUUCAACAGCAGACCCUUCCUCUGUACCAUCACCGGGAGCUCCGCCCCUCACUUAGCCUUCAGUGAGUUGGGGAGAAAGGCGGGUCAUGGGGAUGCAGAGCCUGCAGAACACGGAAGACCUUCACCUGCCACUGACGUGCCCCCUCGGAGUAAAACCAGAUACAGGUCAACUAAGGAGGCUGACAAAUCAAAGACAUUGAGAGAUCAGGCGAGUGUUCAGCCUGGACUGAAGCCUCCGAUAGAUGUCUGCACCCCUGCAGGGGUGGCAAAGAUGCUGAUCAGAGACUCUGAUAAACUCGGCUAUAAAGACCUGAAGGAAGCCAUAUCCUGUGGCAGCUUGGCUGGUCUGCAGAACAGGCAGAUGAAGGAAGCACUCUUCAUAAAUAAGGUUCAGCAGAACGUGAAGGAGGAGCAAGACAACCACCUCAGCUGGCAAGUUCUUCUUGGUAAGGAGCCCGUGUCCGAGCACAGCAGGAGGCAGAUCGCAGAGGAGAGAGAGAUUUCACGACAUGAAUACACUGAAUACAUGGUCAAAAGGAGAGACGAAAGACACGAGGAAGACUUUGCUGCUGGACGACUUAAACCUUCUUCCAGACGAGUAGUUUGUGAAGCAGGACAGACCUGCGAGGGGGGCCCAUCCUUCCAGCGUUACUCCAGUUUUCAGUGGGAACUGAAACGAAGAGCCCUCAAACUGUUCCAGCAGGCAGCCCGCAAGAUUGUGAUUCGAUGCCGCGUGAACCAGAGACUGAGCUGCUUGAAGAAACUCUCAGACAGUAUGAAGAAGUCGCCCAUGGCAAAGAAAGUUGAGGAGGACACGACUUGUGAUCUGAACAUCUCGCCUGACACAGUCUUUCCAUUUUCUUUCCCCGUUUUCUCCGAAGAAGAUGACCCACUGGCUCACAGCAUUUUGCCCGUGGAUCCCGUCGACGAGACUUUGACAACACAUAUUCCUUUCUUCAAGCUCCAGGUUCCCCAGCACUAUAAGCUUAUGGGCUACCAACCUGUGUCCGCCUGGGAGGCAUUUAACUCCUAUAUUCCCACUUCUCUGGCCAGACCACUUCGCUCUGGAGCCCCGGACGAGCUGGUGCCCAAUGAGGUCAGAGCCCAAUCUCCCACAACAGCGUUAGCAUGGGAGGAUCCGCAGCAUGUGGAGGCGGCCUGUCUCUCCUUCAGCGCCCCCGAAGCUCUGCUCAGACCUUUUCCAGCAAACCCACUCAGAAUCUUUAACCCAGCUCCAGGCCUGCAGACCUACAAACCCACCCCGAAAUACCUGGAGAGUGACCUGGAGUUCCACCUCUGCCCCCUGCCCAGGAAUACAAUGUGUGGCAGAGAGACACACACUCCACACACUCAGAAGAAGUCUCUGGACCGCAAGGAAGUGAUAACUGGGCUCAUGACAUGGAAGGAUUUUGAUUCGAUUACCGCGAAGUGUCUGUCCAACCAGCCUGCUCCCCCCGGUGACUGUGCCCUGCGCAGGUCUGUGGACUACAGCACAGAUAUACUUCCACUCACUGCGCCUCCUCCUCUUCUCACCGGCCCUUCUAAUGACGUACCACCUCUAAUGGACAAAGCGUGUGAAGGCUCAGGCGUCCAACUAACGCCAGAGAUAAUCAGAGCAGUGUUCUUGUCUGGGGAAGCUCUGGUCUCCAAUGUCAACCUCAGCAGAGGAACGGCAGUCAGGCACCAGAGGGAGCUUCAGAUGGAGGCGACCUACAGGUCUGACUUCAACCAGAUGGGAAAAAGAGUGAUGAAAAGGUUGAAGCAACUCGGAGUCGCCGACAGAACUUCACCAGGGAAAGACUUUGAAUAGACACGUACGCUCUGUGCACACUCAUGUGAAGAAGCACAAUCGCAGGAAAACAAAUAACAUUCCCGUCCUACUCACCUAUACAACACUCCACAUUGUUUGCCCUGCCACUUCUGUAAAAUAAAACCUGGUUACUUUCUCGCCCACGUAUAAGCCUCCCUCCCACCUACUCAAAAUUACCAGUAAGCUCUCCUCCUUUGCUCUUACAAAGCCUGGGAAUUCGUUAUCCCUCCGCCCACACAGAUCCAUAUAUAAGCACAGCUACAGUAUAUUCUAACAAGCUCCAUCCCGUUACUGCAUUCAGUUAAAAAUGAUCAUUGUGCAUUUCUAUGCUGUAGUUUAUGUCGUUAUAUUGUCUGUAUGAUGUCAGUGGGCAACACAACACCAUUAAACUGCAUCAU